UGUUAUGUGUUGGGUGCGAACCCCCCGCUCAAAGUUAUGGAAGGAUUUUCUCAUAGAAUGUGGAAACACCAAGACUUUGACAAGCUGGUUGGAAUCGGGAAAGGGGUUUACUUAGCCAGAUUUCAUACUAAAGAUAACAUGCUUAAGGUAGCAAAUGGUGAUCAUAUUUUCUUUGAUUCAAAACCCUUGAUCAUGAAACCAUGGUCUCCUGAUAUAGAUGUUAUGAAGGAUGAGGUUAAAACUAUACCCAUGUGGAUCAAAUUACCUGGUCUAGACCUGAAAUACUGGGGUGUAAAAGCAUUGACUAAAAUAUGUAGUGGAGUUGGAAAAUUUAUCAAACCUGAUAACUCCACACUCAACAAGGACAAGUUGCAGUUUGCCCGCAUUCUAAUUGAAACUGACUUGGAUGCCCCCUUGCCUGACACUAUUACCUUCAUUAAUGAAAAAGGAUGCACUAUUAAUCAGGUAGUGCAAUAUGAUUGGAAGCCUGUUCUUUGUACCUUGUGCAAAAGGUUUGGGCAUGAAGGGAAAAAUUGUAAGAGAGGGGCAACAGCCACUGUUAAACGUUGGGUUCCAAAAGUCAAACAAACCCAGCCUUUGAUACAAACACAGCAACAGAUUCAGCAGGCCACGCAGCAACAGAAUGACAAACAACAAGAGGAUGAGGGAUUUACUGCUAUAAAGCGAAAAGCCUCAUCACCACAGAAACCGACCUGUCCUGCGGCUGAGGAUAAAUUGUCUGUGACCAACAAAUUUGACAUAUUGACAGGGGAAAAUACAGGGGAGCCAGAAACAAAGGAUGGCAAUACCAUGCCAUUCGAGAUACAGCUGCUGCCCACUCCAAACCAUGGUGUGUAGGUGGAGAUUUCAAUGCUAUCAUGCAUUAUGAUGAUAGAACUGGCUCAAUUGUGCGAGAAAAAGACAUUCGUCCGAUGGCUAAUUGUAUGCAUCAAUGCAGACUUCAUGAUGUCAAGAGUAUAGGGAGAUUUUAUACUUGGAAUAACAAGCAGGAUGGGUGCAACAGAAUCUUAUCGAAGAUUGAUAGAUUCUUAAGCAAUCAACUUUGGGAGACCACAUUCCAAGAGGCUAUCGUUCACUUCUGCCCAGAAGGGGAUUUUGACCAUAGCCCUAUGGUGAUCACCACAGUGAAAGUGCACCAUGGCCAUAAGCCUUUCAAAUUUUAUAAUCAUUGGGUGAAUCAUGAUCUUUUCACACAGACAGUCAAGUACGCCUGGAAUCUUAAUUGUGAGGGCACUAGAAUGUUUAAAGUCAUUCAGAAAUUGAAAAAGUUGAAGCCCCUGCUCAAAGCAAUAGAUGGAAGAACUGAGUCCUCUCUCGCCAUAGCUUUUAAGGAUGCUAAAACCUCCCUACUUCAAGCACAAGAAGCUUUGCAUCAAAACCCAAGUGACCCCAAUCUGGCACAUGAGGAGAAGAUAGCAGCAGUUAAUUUCCAGAACACUAAACGUGAUUAUCAGAUGAUUCUAAUGCAGAAAGCAAAGCUACAUUGGCUAAGAGAGGGUGAUGAAAACACCAGAUUAUUUCACAAUUACAUCAAGGGGAGAAAAAAGAACAACCUUAUCUUAGCUUUGCAUGAUAUGGAUGGCAAAUGGGUUGAUACACCUAAUCUUAUCACUAACUCCUUUAU
Messenger RNA from Amaranthus tricolor (Joseph's coat), 1645 nucleotides. RefSeq lists its product as uncharacterized. The record is from RefSeq and is a predicted model, not a curated record. The coding region runs from base 37 to 858 and encodes 273 amino acids. NCBI's taxonomy places the organism in Eukaryota, Viridiplantae, Streptophyta, Magnoliopsida, Caryophyllales, Amaranthaceae. The transcript has 2 exons.